CCUUCUUCAAUGAUUCGCAUAUUUCAAAAUAAUGUAUUUUUAUGUAGUAAAUUUUAGAAUUUGUUUAAACUAAUCUAAAUAAAAGUGAAAAUUACUGGUUUGUAAGGCAAAAUUUACUUAUACUUCUUAUUCAUGACUUUUCAGUCGCAGUUUAAAUUUUUAUAUUUUUUAACAUUUUAACUAAUAUUUUUAGCAACAUUUGUUCAUUAUGGAAGCCUUAGCCCUUUGGAUAGUUCCGUGCUGCCAUCUAUAACAAAAAAAAGUUUCUGACUUCUUAAAAGUAGUUGUUAUUAUCUAUGCAAAGAUGGCUACUGACGAAAAAAAGUCUGUUAGAGGUACCGACAUCUCAAAAAGAGCAGAGGUCAUUAGGAAUUGGGAAGAUUUUCUGAACAAGUACAUGGGUAUUUGCAAUGCUGAUGAAUAUGAUGAAGUUAAAAAUCCCAAUGGAUACAUCAAUCUUGGUACAGCAGUCAAUAAUAUGUGCCGUGAUAUUAUUGUCCCUAGACUAACUAGUCCUCAUGUGUGGGAGUGCAAUUUGGAUUUGUUACAAUAUAGAGAAGGCUAUGGCAUUUUGAAGUUAAGGAAGGCUUUAGCUACUGUUAUGACUGAAUUUCUAUGUACACAUGAGCCUGUUGAUCCUGAAGAUUUGAUUUGUGUUGUUGGAGUAACAGCCUGUCUUGAUAUUCUUGCUCAUUGUCUUGCUGAUCCUGGAGAGGUAAUUCUUGCCCCUACUCCAAUAUACGGACGGAUUUAUACAGACUUCAUGCAGAGAGCUGAAGUGAAAUUAUGGCCAAUUCCUAUUAUCAGCAAAGAAAACGACGAACUUUCUCCUAUCUUAAAUAUAGAGAAAGUGAAAAAAGCAUAUGAGGAUGCAAUCUCUCAGAAACAAGUUGUAAAGGCACUCAUAUUAUUAAAUCCAAGCAAUCCACUUGGAGAUAUCUAUAGCUCUGAACUACUUAUGGAUAUAUUUACAUUUUGUAAUGAGCAUGAUUUGCAUGUGAUUAUGGACGAGGUUUAUGCACUUUCCAUUUUUAAUGGAUCUCCUGAAUUUCAUAGUGCUUUGAAAUUCCCUACAUUACCUAACAAGAAUAAAUUGCAUGUUCUUUAUGGUAUUAGCAAGGAUUUUGGUAUUGCGGGAUUAAGAAUAGGGGCCAUACAUACUCGAUGCAAGCCAUUAAAAAACUGUUUAAGACAGCUAUCUUUCUUUCACGACAUCCCUUUUCCAGUUAUGGAUAUCGCUGCAAAAUUUCUGGAGGACUUAGAUUGGUUGAAAAAGUAUCUUUCAAUAAACAGACAAAGAAUCACUGAUAAAUUCAAGGAAAGUCUCGAUUAUUGUAGAAGAAUGGGACUCAAUGUCCGUGCCUCUGCUGGAGGAUUCUUCCUUUGGCUGGAUUUUCGCCCUAUUUGUGGAUCCAGUUCUUUUGAGCAGGAAAGAGAUUUCUUCCUUUAUCUUAUAGAAAAAGCUCACUUAUACAUUGUACCAGGAGAAGAAUUAUUUUGUGCCCAACCUGGAUGGUUUAGGCUUACAUUUACUGCUAACCCAGAUCAUGUCAAUGCAGGAUUAAAAAGACUUGAAGAAGCAAUAAAAAAUUAUUCCAAGAAAGUGUAGCUCAUUUAACUGUAGUCUUAAAAUUGGUUUAUGAUGCUUUCUUCAAAAUCUACAGCAAUGGGAGUUUGUCCAUAUUGUUCAAGAAAAUAUUUUUUUUUCAUCUGUAAAAUAUAAUGAAAUAAAGCAAAUAUAUUUCAUUGUAAUUAAGGAAUCAAUUUGGAAAGCAUAUUUGUCAGGAAUCUGUAACUGUGUUUAUCUUGCCUGAAUUAAACAUUAAGCUAAUAUUGUAAAU
Messenger RNA from Argiope bruennichi, 1841 nucleotides. RefSeq names its product 1-aminocyclopropane-1-carboxylate synthase-like protein 1. Gene Ontology annotation, biological process: amino acid metabolic process; biosynthetic process. Gene Ontology annotation, molecular function: pyridoxal phosphate binding; transaminase activity. NCBI's taxonomy places the organism in Eukaryota, Metazoa, Arthropoda, Arachnida, Araneae, Araneidae. The coding region runs from base 305 to 1609 and encodes 434 amino acids. The record is from RefSeq and is a predicted model, not a curated record. The transcript is spliced from 16 exons.